AUGACUCUGUCAAUCACAGUUGCUAGAAAGGGCCGUCUUGGGAGCAGAAAAUCGAACGAUGGAUGUACCACUUGCAAAAUCAGAAAGGUUAAAUGCGAUGAGCUGCAUCCUGCCUGCAGAAGGUGUCUAACAACAGGAAGAAAGUGCGAUGGUUAUAUACGCAACACAAAUCUCACGAAGAGUGCGCUAGCGCAUGUGAUAACUCCUACUACAUACGCAAACCUGGAAACUGCUGAGCUGCAGUCCUUUGAGUUCUUCAUGCGACGAUUUGUGCCCGGUUCGACAAAACUGGUGGACGCGCAAUUUUGGGAUCAACUUGUCCCUCAGCUUAGCCACUCAGAUCCAGUCAUCUGGGAUGCUGUGAUCGCUUUAUCACGUCUAAUGCAGCACCCCCAGUAUUCUCGGAGAUACACACUGCCAGAGCGCACCAAGCCUCCUGUGGUAGAUGCAGAACACCGGAGGGCGUUGACUUGGUACGGUAGAUCGAUGACAGGCUUACGCCAUCGCAUGCAACAGACUACAACCCCAUCAGCUACUGAUAUCAUAUCUUGCAUUUUGUACAUUUGCAUAGAAUGUCUGCAAGACAACAUCUCAGAAGCAGUCGCGCUCUAUCAGCGUGCAGUUGCAAUGAUGAGAACAACAGCAAACGGAGAGGUCGCAGUUUGGCCUACGACACAACUUGAGAAGUCGAUUGGAACCGGAGUAAGAGAUUUGUUGCAGAACAUGGCAGCAUCGCAACGAAUUCCUACCCUAUGGGAAAGAAUCCCUGAUCAAUACGGAGCCACAUUCGAAUCUCCCCUUGACGCUAGAGAAGAGCUUUUUGUCCUGCUGUUUGAUUCACACGACUUUAUUAUGGAUAGUAUCAAGGCGAUCACCAUCAACCAAGACAAAGACUGGUCACCUCCAUCAGAACUGGUUAUGCGACAACAGUCACUCCAAGCAAGAUUUGAAAAGUGGUACCGAGCACUUGAGAAUUCAAGGGCGAUGCUGGGUACAACAAGGACCCAAGAUGAAGAGUCUGAGGACGAGGGCUACUCACUUCUCCUGGUAACCUACGGCCAGUACUACAUCACUUUGUCCAAUAUCUUGAACAUGUAUGAGAUAGCAUUUGAUAAAUUCAACGCCCUUUUCCAGACGAUGGUCGAUCACGCCAGCCGCAUCAUAAUUCCCCAAAGCAAAGGGCCACGCCCGGUGUUCAUGUUUGAAACUCGAUUUAUUCCCCAACUAUUCUUCGUUGCAACAAAAUGCCGUCAUCCGACGAUUCGUCGACAAGCAAUCAAGCUACUACGACUUGGGCCAGAAGUCGAAAAUACUUGGAAAGCAGACACUCUAGCCGAUAUCGCUGAACGAGUAGUGGGGACCGAGGAGUCAGGUAACAUCAAUGGCACGUUCCGCCUGGAGCCCUGUUCUGUGGGACUUCCCCCAGAAAAUCAUCGAAUGUGUUGGGAUAGGAUCACUGAGCUUCCUGGGUCUGAUGGCCAACCAGCAAACUUCCAUCAAUUUGUGAUAUGGCAACAAACCGACAAUCAUACAUGGCUACCAAUUCACCACAUGGUUAACGUGUAA
Messenger RNA from Exophiala bonariae, 1566 nucleotides. RefSeq lists its product as uncharacterized. Gene Ontology annotation, biological process: regulation of DNA-templated transcription. The record is from RefSeq and is a predicted model, not a curated record. NCBI's taxonomy places the organism in Eukaryota, Fungi, Ascomycota, Eurotiomycetes, Chaetothyriales, Herpotrichiellaceae. Bases 1 to 1566 code for a protein of 521 amino acids. Gene Ontology annotation, molecular function: DNA-binding transcription factor activity, RNA polymerase II-specific; zinc ion binding. The transcript has a single exon.